AUGGCUCACAAGAGCUCCGCAGGCAACGGCAUGAACCUCCUCUACAGAGACCUGACCUCCGAGGUGACUCGGCGCCUUCUCACCAUGACGGCGAGAGAAGAGAUACUUACCAAGAAAAGCGAUGAAGCCAGAGAGAUGGUCUGGGAUUCCGAUUUCAAAUCCGAUUCAGUCCAAGUCUCUCCUCUUAACAUGGACUACCCCGUGGUACCUCCAGCCCCACCUCCUUCUCCAGCUGAGGAUUCCACAAGCUCCUAA
Choloepus didactylus (southern two-toed sloth) is the source of this 255-nucleotide messenger RNA. RefSeq names its product myocilin opposite strand (gene MYOCOS). The record is from RefSeq and is a predicted model, not a curated record. Bases 1 to 255 code for a protein of 84 amino acids. Lineage: Eukaryota; Metazoa; Chordata; Mammalia; Pilosa; Megalonychidae. The transcript is spliced from 2 exons.